This is a messenger RNA of Clonostachys solani, 1491 nucleotides long. Lineage: Eukaryota; Fungi; Ascomycota; Sordariomycetes; Hypocreales; Bionectriaceae. The record is from the annotation of a GenBank genome assembly.
AUGGACGAGUCUCCAAGUCAUGCUACCCCGGAUGCGGGGAACCAGAUUGCGAGGCCUUACCGGUCCAAGAAACAACGUCCUAGCGACCAGGAUGUCUACCUCCUCCGCCACCUCCCAUUCGACGGGAGCGAUGGUUUUGGUGGCGCGAAUUGGAGAGUCUGGAAGGUGUAUGCCGACGAGAUUGCUCCUGCCUACUUCACGUCGUAUCCCAAUGAGCUACUCGAUGCUGCGGCUGGGACGUAUGACAUGUCAAAGGUCGACCUAGUUGUUAGCCCAUAUCAGACACAACUCCUCGACUUAUACUAUGCGUACGUGCACUGUAGUCUACCAGUAUUGGAAAGCCGGGAGCGGCUGGAGGCAGCAUAUGCGGCGGGCUCGAUCCCCGCCUCCUUGAUGGGGGCAAUCUAUUGUUCUGCUCUGCCGUUUUGGAGGCAUUCGCCGGAUUUGGCAGGGAAAGCGCCCUUUAACGAUGAUGACUUGCGCGAAUCAGUCUUCGAAGCAGUUUUGCAGGAGGCAAAGACGCCAUCCCUGCAUACAGUCCGGGCCAUGCUUCUGUACAUGCAGCUUCCCCCACAGCAUGUGCGCGAACCCAACCAUCCCGGCUUUUGGGCCUUGACGAACCAGCUCGUGGGUCUUGCGCAGGAGACUGGACUCCACAUUGAUCCCGCCAACUGGAACAUCUGCCCUUUGGAGAAGCACAGCCGCAGGAUCCUCUGGUGGGCCGUCUACAUGCAUGACAAAUGGCUUGCUCAUUGGCUUGGCAGGCCGAGUCACAUCGAUGAGAGACAGUUCAGCACUGCUCCAUUGACCUUGGAUGACUUGAGAGCCGUCUCCAGCCAUCACGUGGACGCGCGGCAGUUAGAGUCCAUGACGGCCUUUAUGAUGCUCUCGAGAUUGACAACGGUUCUCUCAAGCGUCCUAGACCAUUUCUACAUUGUCAAACAUAGUUCCUGUGUUAUGCCACCGGAAGAAGCUCUGUCACGGGCCAGCCAGUGCCAAACCCAGCUAAAGGAUAUCCUGGAACAACAGGGUUCUAUCCUCCUGCACCCCGCCAGAGAAAUCAAUAACUACGCUUUUGUGUUCGCAUACUAUGGCAUUGCUGUCUCCAUCCAGAGGGCACUUUUUGCCUGCGUCGGUGGUACCUUGUACUACGACGUCGAGAAGGAGACGGCUCUGUUCCAAGAUCUGUUUGGCGUAUUUGAGGAUCUACUGGAGCAAGACAAACUUGUUGGGCUAUGGCUAAGCUACUGCAAAUCGAAUAUUGCAAUCAUAGGGAGCUUCAUGGUGACGGCUCUGCUCGCGAGCACCGACAACGAAACAUACCAGACCAGACGGGGUGCUUUGGACGAGUUUCGGCGUCUUCUGCAGCGCUUGACGGAGCGUUUUGACUUUGCGGCUCUUCCCUUGCUCAGGCUGAAUCUUCUACUGGAGCGAUUUGCAGACAACGGAGCGUCUCGUGCAAUGACUCCCUCUGGAGAAUGGUGCACUUGA